Molecule: messenger RNA, 1644 nt
Organism: Aspergillus affinis
Lineage: Eukaryota; Fungi; Ascomycota; Eurotiomycetes; Eurotiales; Aspergillaceae
Product: amidohydrolase
Exons: 1
Coding region: 1-1644 (547 amino acids)
Molecular function (GO): hydrolase activity, acting on carbon-nitrogen (but not peptide) bonds
Source: RefSeq, a predicted model, not a curated record
AUGGACUCCACUGUCUUUACGAACGGUCGCAUAUUUACCCCCGGCGAUAAACCGGACGAACAUGUGUUCCAGGAAGCCAUGGUCAUCGUGGGCGACCGUAUCGAACAUGUUGUUGGAAGAAGCACCGACGACGCCGUGCGAGGUGCCUUGUCGGCUGGCGCGACACAUAUCGACUUGGCCGAUAAAAUUGUGGUACCAGGGUUUAUCGACAGUCAUAUGCACAUCGUCGACUUUGCACUCUCACGUCGUAAGCUCGAUCUGCUGCAUUGCAAGUCGCUAGACGACAUUCGGCGUGAGAUCAGGGCAUAUGCCGAGAAACAUCCGAGCGAGCCCCGGAUCGUCUGCAAGAGUUGGAUUCAAUCAACCACGGGCGGAGUCGCCUUGGCCAGCAUGUUGGACGAUUUGGAUCCUCGUCCCAUUUACAUUCAUGCCAAUGAUUUGCAUUCGGGGUGGUGCAAUACGGCUGCGUUGGAGGAGAUUGGCGCACCGACGAUGGCCGACCCGCCUGGAGGAAAGAUCCAUCGCGACGAGAGCGGUUGGCCCACGGGGUUGCUGAGCGAAACUGCCCACCUGGCAGUUGUGCCUCCGUUUCUCACCAAAGCGACCUCUAAACAGGACAAGUUGGCUGCGUUGACAGACGCGGCGGCUGCUUAUAGUGCCGCCGGAUACACUGGAAUGAUUGACAUGGCCAUGGAUGACAUGGAAUGGGAUGUUCUUAAGGAAUUUCGAAAGCAAUGCGGCGAUAGCUUCCCUUUUCACAUUGCAGCACAUUGGCUGAUCCCUUAUUCCGAGGAUCUAAACGAAAUUAUGCGGCAUCUGGAUACGGCAAUCGCCCGGAACCGCGAAUACAGCCCGACGCAAUGCCCCGAAUUCUGCAUCGUCGGGAUCAAGCUCAUGUCUGACGGAGUUGUUGACGGAUGCACCGCAGCUUUGAAGGAGCCUUACGAUGGCUCGACAGACCUUAUUCCCACCAUCUGGCCUGCAGACGCGCUUGAGGCUGUGGUCAAGAAGGCGGACGCAGCUGGCCUCCAGUGCGCGAUCCACGCCAUCGGAGACCAGGCAGUAAAACAAGCCAUUGAUGGACUUUCGCACGCUCAACCGGGUCACCGACAUCGCAUCGAGCAUCUCGAGUUGACGGCACCCGAAGAUGCCAAACGCCUGGGCCAACUGGGAAUCACCGCCUCCGUUCAGCCCGUCCAUUCCGACCCGGCGCUGUUUCGAGCAUGGCCUGAUCUCAUCGGCAAGCAUCGCUGCAGUCGCGCAUUCGCCUAUAAGGACUUCCUGGAUGGAGGCGCGCCCGUCGCCAUCGGGACCGACGCGCCAACGGCAAAUCAUCUCUCACUGCCCAACUUGUAUAAUGCGACGACCCGCCGGUCGGCUAUCGAGCCGGAGUGCGACGAGACUGUGAACUCGCAUUUUGGUAUUUCCCUUGGGGCGGCAGUGACUGCGGCAAGCACCGGAGCAGCGUAUUCGCGGUUUGCGGAUACGUGGACGGGCAGGCUGCGCAGGGGAUAUCGGGCGGACUUUGUGGUUCUGGAUAUGGAGUGGGACGCGGAGAGUUUACUGAAAGCGAAAGUUCAGCAAACGUGGGCACGAGGGAGGAAGUCGUACGAGGGAGAAACGAGUGACACGAAGUUGCGAUGA